AAACGACAUGGUGUGUUGUGCACAGCCUGUAAUAAGGUCAUGCUGAAGGGACAUACAGCAUUUCAGAGUAGUGGCUCUUCUAAACUCUACUGCUCACCUCAAUGUCUCUGUGGCUCCAAGAAGAAAACAUGUCACUGCUGCCUGAAAGAGAUUUGUGAUGAGAAUAUCAAAAUUGCCCUGGUAGACAUGUCAGGGACUGUGAAGGAGUUCUGCAGUCAGAAAUGCCACAGUGCUUUAAACUUCAAGUGCAGUGUGUGUCAGAAGACAGGAGUGACUCAUAGUCAUGAGGUGAAUUACAUGGGCUCUAUCCAUAAGCUGUGCAGUGACCGCUGCUUCAACCAGUUCCGCUCCUCUAACAAGCUGAACAUGAACAGCUGUGUGAACUGUGGAGGAUAUUGUUAUGGCACAGACAGUCAGUGUCCUUCUCUGCAGAUGGAGGACAGAGUUAUGAAGUUCUGCAGUCAAAACUGCCUCACAGCCUACAAAAAGAGGAGUCUGAAACUUGUCACCUGCAAAAUGUGUCAUGCCCUGCGCCCAGCUGCAGAUGCGGUGGAAAGUCCAAACUCAGAGGGCAUCAGGGAGCUUUUCUGCUCCACUGCCUGUGUCGUGGCGAGUAAAGUCCAGACUGGCAGUUCGUCAGGUACCGUGAUCACAUUUGCAACACAACCCAGUGUAUUUAAUUGUAGUGAAGCACAGAUACAAGGUUUAAGGUCAUUGCACACAAA
Molecule: messenger RNA, 725 nt
Organism: Sinocyclocheilus grahami
Lineage: Eukaryota; Metazoa; Chordata; Actinopteri; Cypriniformes; Cyprinidae
Product: zinc finger MYM-type protein 4-like
Exons: 4
Molecular function (GO): zinc ion binding
Source: RefSeq, a predicted model, not a curated record